CCUGUGCCGCCGCGCGCGUUCCCGUCCCUCGCCGCGCGCUUUCGCCACGGGGAGCCGGGAGAGCGGUGUGCGGUCGCGGCUCUUCUCCGCGAGAGGCUGCGGUGCCGCGCGGGUGGGUGGGAACGUGGCGGAACUCCGGGCGCCGCGGCUGGGGCGACAGAGUGCCAUGGCGGCAGCCGUGGCUACGGCAGCUGGUACCCGCGCCGCAGCGAGGUGAGGGGCCGCCUCUUCUCCACAGCCGAGGAGGCCACGGCUGUCUGCCUGCCUUCCGCGCGGGCCACGGCUCCGGCAUGGCCGGGAUCAUCAAGAAGCAGAUCUUGAAGCACCUGUCCCGGUUCACUAAGAAUCUUUCCCCGGACAAGAUCAACCUGAGCACCCUGAAAGGGGAGGGUCAGCUGACCAACCUGGAGCUGGAUGAGGAGGUUCUGCAGAAUGUGCUGGAACUGCCCACCUGGCUAGCUAUUACCAGGGUCUACUGCAACAGGGCCUCCAUCCGGAUCCAGUGGACAAAGUUGAAGACACAUCCGAUUUGCUUGUGUCUAGAUAAAGUGGAGGUGGAGAUGAAAACCUGUGAGGAUCCUCGCCCCCCCAAUGGACAGUCUCCCAUUGCGCUUGCUUCUGGACAGAGCGAGUAUGGCUUUGCCGAGAAGGUGGUGGAGGGGAUGUUCAUCAUCGUCAAUUCCAUCACCAUCAGGAUCCACUCCAAGGCCUUCCAUGCUUCUUUUGAAUUGUGGCAGCUCCAGGGCUACAGUGUCAACCCCAACUGGCAGCAGAGUGACCUGCGCCUGACCCGCAUCACUGAUCCCCGCCGAGGAGAGGUUUUAACAUUUAAGGAAAUAACUUGGCAGACACUUCGAAUUGAGGCAGAUGCCACAGAUAAUGGUGACCAGGACCCAGUCACCACUCCACUGAGGCUCAUUACCAACCAAGGCCGGAUCCACAUAACCCUCAAGAGAAGAACCAAGGAUUGCAAUGUGGUUGCCUCCAAGUUGACGUUCCUGCUGGAUGACCUGCUCUGGGUGCUGACCGACUCACAGCUCAAGGCGAUGAUGAAGUAUGCUGAGUCACUGAGUGAGGCCAUGGAGAAGUCAGCCCAGCAGAGAAAGAGCCUGGCUCCUGAGCCUGUGCAGAUCACUCCACCUGCCCCCAGUGCCCAGCAGACCUGGGCCCAGGCAUUCAGUGGCAGCCAGGGCAACAGCAGCAGCAGCAGUAGCAGUCGCCUCAGCCAGUACUUUGAGAAGUUUGAUGUGAAGGAGUCUUCCUACCACCUGCUCAUCUCCCGCCUGGACCUGCACAUCUGUGAUGACAGCCAGUCCCGGGAGCCAGGUGUCUCUGCAAACAGACUCACAGGUGGUGCCAUGCAGCUUACCUUCCACAAGAUGGAGUUUGACUACUACCCCUUCCACUGGGCAGGUGACAGCUGUAAACAUUGGGUGCGGCACUGUGAGGCAAUGGAGACCCGAGGCCAUUGGGCCCAGAAGCUGGUGAUGGAGUUUCAGAGUAAGAUGGAGAAGUGGCAUGAGGAGACCAGUCUGAAACAACCGUGGCGUCUGGGUGGAGACUCUGCAUUCCGGAAGAAGGCAGAUUCUUUUUCUAGUCCUGGGAAGAGUCCUCUUGACAAAAGCCCUGCUCAGGGCUGGCAGGCUGCCUUUGGGCCUCCAGAAUGGAAUCGCUUACGUUCUAGUUGCCUGGUUGUACGAGUGGAUGACCUGGACAUCCACCAGGUUUCCACAGCUGGACAGCCAAGUAAGAAGCCAUCCACUCUGCUCUCCUGCAGCCGCAAGCACUACAACCUCCCAACUCAGGUGGCUGCCAUUCAUGUACAGUUCACAGAGUAUUACUUUCCCGAUAACCAGGAGCUUCCAGUUCCCUGUCCCAAUCUCUACAUCCAGUUAAAUGGUCUGACGUUUACCAUGGAUCCUGUCAGCUUGCUUUGGGGAAACCUCUUUUGCCUAGAUUUAUACCGCAGCUUGGAGCAGUUCAAAGCUAUCUAUAAGCUAGAAGAUUCAAGGCAAAAGGAUGAGCACUUGGACAUUCGGCUGGAUGCAUUCUGGUUGAAGGUGAGCUUCCCACUGGAGAAGAGAGAGCAGGCAAAGCUGCAUCGACCCCAGGCACUUGUCUUAUCUACCUCUGGAAUGACUGCCACCAAUACUCGGCAUGCCCCACACUGUAGUUGUCCAGACCUGCAGAGUCUCUUCCGGGGCUUUGCUGCUGCUGAGUUCUUUCGUUCUAGUUAUGGUCACUUUCCUAAGGUUCCAGGGGGCUUCAGCCUUCUGCACAUGCUCUUUCUGCAUCACGCUUUCCAGAUGGAUUCUCUCCCAGCCCAGCCUAGCUUCCUCCCUCCUCAGAGGCCUACAGCCUCCCAGGAUCUUUGGUCUCUGCACUUCACCCAGAUCUCCUUGGACUUUGAAGGCACAGAGAACUUCAAAGGCCAUACCUUGAAUUUCGUGGCCCCCUUCCCCUUGUCCAUUUGGGCCUGCCUUCCUCUCCGCUGGCAGCAAGCCCAGGCACGGCGGCUCCUCUUGGCCUCAGAGGGGAGGCUAAAACCGUCAGCCAGCUUUGGCAGUCCUGUGCGUUCUGAAGCUCUUGCCCCUGAGUCUGUGUCCCAUCAGAGGUCGAAGACUGAACGGGACUUGAAAAGCCUCUCAGGCUUUACUGAAGCCUCAGAGGGUAUGAGAGAAGGUGAUGCUGGUGUGGACCACAGAGGGCAUGUGGCAGAGCUGGAGGGUGUGGCAGAUGUUCACAUGCUCGUACACUCCCCUGCCCACCUCCAAGUGAGGCUCGACCACUACCAGUACUUGGCUCUGCUUCGUCUCAAGGAAGUGCUUCAGGGGCUUCAGGAGCAGCUGACCAAGGAUACAGAGGCUAUGACUGGGUCUCCCCUGCAGGACCAGACAGCUUGCGUUGGUGUACUCUUCCCUAGUGCUGAGGUGGCUCUCCUCAUGCAUCCUGCCCCUGGGACUGCUGAUGCUGACUGUGCAGGCUCAGAUACUACCAGCCUCAUAGACUCAGAGCUGUCUCCGUCAGAGGACCGGGAGCUGAAGUCUGAUGCCUCCUCAGACCAGGGCCCAGUGAGCCCCGAGAAAAUCCAGAAGGACAGCAGCGUUGAAGAUCUGGGCGCAUCCCGGGAAAUGGUGCAUGACGAUGGAGUGCUGCAGGACUUUGGUCCACUUGCACGACAGCCAGCAGGGAAAAGCCGUGAGGCAGUUGAGUCUCUCCAUGCCAAGAAGUUGAGCAGAACUGAAACUGCUGCCUCACCAGCUGCGUUGAAGUCCCCAGCUGACAAGGAUGCUGCUAUAAAUGGACAAGGGGAACCCAUACCCUUGAAGAACAUUGAGGGGGAAUUGUCCAGUGCUAUUCACAUGACCAAGGAUGCCACAAAAGAGGCUCUCCAUGCUACCAUGGAUCUCACCAAGGAAGCUGUGUCCCUGACUAGAGAUGCCUUCAGUUUGGGCAGAGAUCGAAUGACCUCCACCAUGCACAAAAUGUGGUCCCUACCUCCUGCCAAGGAAGUCGUGACCAGGACAGACGAGGGGGCAACAGCCCCAGUGAGUGGGGGCACUGCCCGGCUCCGGUUUUUCUCCAUGAAGAGGACAGUCUCUCAGCAGUCAUUUGAUGGUGUCUCAGUGGACAGCGGUGGCCCUGAAGACCGGAUUUCUGUAGAUAGUGAUGGCAGUGAUGGCUUUGUGAUGCUCUUGGAGUCGGAGUCUGGUCCAGAGUCUGUCCCAUCAGCAUCUGUGACAAGUGUCUUAGAUGACAGUGGUGUUCAAGGAAGCCCUGUUCUGGAUAAUUGUGGCCAGGGAUUGCCAGAGACUAACAGCUCAGUGUCAGCCAGUGGUGACCUCGUCCUUCACUCGGUGUCAGUUUUGGUUCUGAAGGUGAAUGAAGUGUCAAUGGGGAUCGAGAUUCGUGGUCAGGACCUGACGGUAGCCUUGCAAGCAGAAGAACUGGCCCUGCAGCAGUUGGGCACUGUGGGCCUCUGGCAGUUUCUGCAUGGACAGUGCCCAGGCACAAGCUCCCAGGAAUCCUCAAAUCCGAAGACUGGCCACAUCAGGCCUGCUGUGGGUCUGCGCUUUGAGGUGGGGCCUGGUGCAUCUGUUCAUUCUCCACUGGCCACACAAAAUGGCUUCCUGCGGUUCUUACUUCAGGGCUGUGACCUGGAGCUCUUCACUUCAGUGCUCAAUGGUCUGGGGCCUUUCUUGGAGGACGAGGAAGUCCCAGUGGUGGUCCCGAUGCAGAUUGAACUCCUGCACUCCAGUAUCACCCUCAAGGAUGAUAUCCCUCCCAUCUAUCCAACAUCCCCUGGCCCUGUCCCCAUCACUUUGGCAGUGGAGCAUCUUGUGCUGAAGCGAAAUGACGAUGGUGUGUUUCACCUUGGCGCUCCUGCUCAGGACAGGCCAUUGUCCGAAGUGACUGAGAAACAGCCGCUCCCAAAAGAACAGGUGCUCCUGGUGCCCACAGGAGAGAGCUUGGGACUGCAGGGGGAAGAAUUGCCUACCCUACAGCAAGAACUUGUGGACACCAAACAAGCACUGGCCAUUGCCAACCAGGACAAAGAAAAACUUCUCCAGGAGAUUAAGAAAUACAACCCUCUCUUUGAGCUCUGACAGCAGCUCAACCAUCUGUGCCAAGGAGAAGAGAUAUCACCAGCAACAGCAUCACCUAGGACAGAGGUGCUGAGGAGCCAGCGGGGCUGGGAGCAUCCAGGUCACUCCCUUGUGUGCUUCCUGCUGGUUGUCAGCCUGAGUGUAGGACAAGGGUGAGCAUGGCUGCAUCCGGGAACUGGGAUGGCUAUGUACCAGGCCCUGCACCCUGUCUUGCCAUUAUGUAGCCUUGUAGCCCUCUGCAUACUAGAGGAAUCUUCUCUACACUGUAGAGCAUUGCACCUUAUGGUUUCCUGCAGUGGUGUUUGCUUCCUUUAUGGCCCCUGUGAACAAGUGUCCACCUGAGUCACGUGCACAGCCACCAAAGAUCCCAUGUCCCAGCGCUUCCUAUGGCAUAUCUGAAAAGUCUUUGGACUGAGUUUUGAAGUAGAUCAGGAAAUAGCCCAACCUCAUGGGUGGGGUCAGAGGAGGCCUGAGGUCAGGGAACCGUGGACUGCCUAUUUUGGAAUAGGAGCUAAGCUGAUACCACCUUGGCUGAUAGCCUUGGGUCCAGCUUCUUUUCUGUUGAAUUUCAUUGUGAUGCUUUGACUGUCACUUGGCCAGAUUCUUAUUCCUGGCAUAACAAUUAGUUUGAGAUUUAAAUGAAGAAAAAGUGCUCAGCUGAGGUCAUGGUGAGACAGAAGAACAGCUCUGUCACACACCAGGAGUC
Phodopus roborovskii (desert hamster) is the source of this 5313-nucleotide messenger RNA. It is a transcript of the gene Bltp3a, whose product is annotated as bridge-like lipid transfer protein family member 3A. NCBI's taxonomy places the organism in Eukaryota, Metazoa, Chordata, Mammalia, Rodentia, Cricetidae. The record is from RefSeq and is a predicted model, not a curated record. Bases 291 to 4607 code for a protein of 1438 amino acids. The transcript is spliced from 21 exons. Gene Ontology annotation, molecular function: histone deacetylase binding.